AUAAAAUUAAAUACUUACUGAAAUAUGUCGAAACAAUUCCAAGCUUGGAGAAAGGCAACAAUGGAAAUGGAUGACACUGUUUCACUCAGCAAGACUCAGAAGUUUCAUAACAGAGGAACCAUACAUUCACCUUCUCUAUCCUCCACCUCUGCAGACUCGACCGGUCGACGUCCACAAAAAUGUUUCUCAAGCAUGGGGAAGUAUGGAACUUUUCAGUUUUACCAUUUCUUGUCCAUUUUCAUUCUCACCAUUAGCUUUUCCUGCAAAGCCAAUGAAGAUAGAGAGGUUUAUAUAGUAUACAUGGGAGCAAUUAAAGAUAAGUUUUACUCACCAACGACUCAUCACCUUAGUAUUCUACAAAGUGUUGUUGAGGGAAGUUCGGUUGCGAAUUCAUUAAUUCGAAGUUACAAAAGGAGCUUCAAUGGAUUUGCAGCAAAACUGACUGAGAAAGAAAGACUUAAGCUCGCCAGUUCAAAGGAGGUAGUCUCAAUUUUUUCAAGUAAAAUUUAUCAAACUCAAACAACAAGAUCUUGGGACUUCUUGGGACUCCGCGAGACAGUGAGUCGAAAUCCGACCAUUGAGAGUGAUACUAUAAUUGGUGUUAUUGACACUGGAAUUUGGCCAGAGUCAGAGAGCUUUAGUGAUGAAGGUUUUGGUCCUCCUCCAAAGAAAUGGAAGGGGGGCUGUGCAGGCGGCCAAAAUUUCACUUGCAACAACAAGAUCAUUGGAGCUCGGUACUAUCAAUCAAUUACGUCAGAUGUGUCAGCAAGAGAUACUGAAGGUCAUGGAAGCCAUACAGCCUCAACAGCAGCCGGGAACAAUGUAAAAGACUCAAGUUUUUAUGGACUUGCCAAAGGCACUGCAAGAGGAGGGGUUCCCUCUUCAAGAAUUUCUGUCUAUAAAGUCUGCAACCCCUUAAAGUGCUAUUCAGCAGCUAUUUUGGCUGCAUUUGAUGAUGCAAUUGCUGAUGGGGUUGACAUCAUUACAAUAUCAAUAAAUCCUUAUUCCCUAGAAACAUUCGAAGAUGAUUCGAUUGCUAUUGGCGCUUUCCAUGCGAUGGAGAAAGGGAUAUUAACCUUAAAUUGUGCAGGAAAUAGUGGCCCUUCUCUUGGAACUAUGCUAAGUUCAGCACCAUGGCUUAUGACAGUAGCUGCAAGUAGCAUAGAUCGAAGAAUAAUUGACAAGGUUAUUGUUGGCAAUGGAACAUCCAACAUAUUUGGGAAUUCUAUAAAUUCUUUCAAUCUGAACAACACAAUGCUUCCUCUAGUACAUGGAAAAAAUGCUUCAAGUCAGUGUUCUGUUUCAAUGGCUGGGAGUUGUGAUGAAGGUUGCCUAGACAGUGGUUUAGUCAAGGGAAAGGUUGUGUUGUGUGAUUCACUUUUCGGGAUCAAAGAGGCCUAUAAAGCUGGUGCAACUGGUUGUAUUGCGAACAACGAUAGAGCCAGUGGUGUCUCUUUUGUUGUCCCAUUCCCUGCAUCAGCUUUGAGCCAAGCUGACUAUGCAUUGGUCUUGUCAUACUUAAAUUCCACCAAAGAUCCUCAAGCAACCAUUCUAAGAAGUGAAGCCAUAAAAGAUUCUUUAGCUCCUGUCGUUGCUUCCUUCUCUUCUCGUGGGCCAAAUUUAAUCACACCAGAUAUUCUGAAGCCAGAUAUAAUUGCCCCUGGUCUAAAUAUAUUGGCUGCAUAUUCUCCUAUUAAUUCACCCUCAAUUAGCCCUGCUGACAAAAGGCAUGUGAAUUACAAUUUCCUAUCUGGAACGUCCAUGGCUUGCCCCCACGUAGCUGGAGCAGCUGCCUAUGUUAAAACAUUUCACCCUGAUUGGUCUCCUUCAGUCAUUAAAUCUUCUCUCAUGACUACAGCUUUGUUGAUGAACAAUACUGGAAAUUCUAAUGGAGAAUUUGCUUAUGGUUCUGGCCAUGUCAACCCAAUACAAGCUUUAAAUCCUGGACUUGUGUAUGAUUCUUCAGUGGGAGACUACAUAAAAUUUCUAUGCAGCAUUGGCUAUGAUGAAGAAAAAGUUAGGCUUAUAUCUGGAGAUAAUAGCAGUUGUCUUCAAGACUCAGGCAAAGCAUCACCAAAAGAUCUCAAUUACCCUUCAAUGAUUUCUGAAGUUCCCACUGGCAAGCCAUUUAGUAUUAAGUUUCAUAGAAGAGUAAAAAAUGUUGGUCAAGCUAACUCCACCUAUAAGGCCAAAAUUGUUUCAAGAUCUCUGAUUAGUAUCAAAGUUGUGCCUGAAGCUCUUUCUUUCAAGUCACUGAAUGAGGAGAAAUCUUUUAAUGUGAUUGUUAAUGGUGGUAGUUUAUCAAAUAAUUCUAUGGUAUCUGCAUCACUAGUGUGGUCUGAUGGCUCCCAUAAUGUCAGGAGUCCAAUUGUCCUACACAACUUAAAGGGGCCUGGAGUAUGAAGACUUCAAAUUUAAAUACAGUCAUUACAAUUCAAUAUUCCUCCAUGUUAUAUUAUUUGUAUCUCCAUUUUUUAUUGCACCGAUGCUAUAAUUUUUAAUAUAAAUUGGCUAAUUGAUUCUUUUAAUCAGCA
Molecule: messenger RNA, 2534 nt
Organism: Humulus lupulus (European hop)
Lineage: Eukaryota; Viridiplantae; Streptophyta; Magnoliopsida; Rosales; Cannabaceae
Product: subtilisin-like protease SBT4.6
Exons: 11
Coding region: 25-2403 (792 amino acids)
Biological process (GO): proteolysis
Molecular function (GO): serine-type endopeptidase activity
Source: RefSeq, a predicted model, not a curated record